CUCCAGGAAGUUUUCAUUGUUGGGUCAGCACGUACACCUAUUGGAUCAUUCCGAUCUCAGCUAGCGUCUGUAUCUGCUCCUCAGUUAGGAAGUGUGGCUAUAAAAGCUGCCCUGGAGAGAAGUGGCCUAAAGCCAGAUAACGUCGGAGAGGUGUUUAUGGGCCAUGUAUGUCAAGCGAAUGUUGGACAAGCUCCCGCAAGGCAAGCAGCGCUUGGUGCAGGUCUAAAUGUUUCUACGAUUGUUACUACCGUAAAUAAAGUUUGUGCGUCAGGCUUAAAAGCAAUAAUGCUUGCUGCACAACAGGUCCAGACUGGCCAUCAAAACGUCGUCAUUGGCGGUGGCAUGGAGAGCAUGUCUCAGGUUCCUUUCUACAUGAAUCGAGGUGAUACCACAUACGGUGGUUUGCAGCUUUUUGAUGGAAUAGUGAAGGACGGGCUAACAGACGCUUAUGAUCAUUGUCAUAUGGGUAAUUGUGGAGAGAAAACAGCAAAGGAUUUGGCAAUUUCAAGAGAAGAACAAGAUGAGUACGCUAUUGGAAGUUAUACUAAAUCCGCUUCUGCGUGGAACACCGGAAUAAUGACAUCUGAGAUUGUACCCGUUACCGUAAAAACUCGGAAAGGUACAACGGUUGUUGAUACAGAUGAGGAGUUCAAAAAUUUUGAUCCAGAAAAAUUGAAGAAAUUGAAAGCUGUUUUCCAAAAAGCUUCGGCGGUGCUCUUAGCAAGUGCUGAUGCCUGUAAGCAGUAUGGUUGCAAGCCACAAGCUAAAAUCCUCACGUUUGCAGAUGCCGCUACUAAACCUCUUGAUUUUUCCCUUGCACCUGUUCUUGUUAUACCAAAGAUGCUGCAAAGCACCGGACUAAAGAUGACAGACAUUGAUCACUGGGAAGUUAAUGAGGCGUUUUCUGUCGUUGCUCUAGCUUUUAUCAAACAAAUUGGAUGUGAUGCAAGUAAAGUUAACCCUCACGGAGGGGCCGUGUCCAUCGGACAUCCUAUCGGAAUGUCUGGUGCUCGUCUCAUUACCCAUCUCGUUCACACCUUGAAGUCAGGGCAGAAGGGUUGUGCUGCUAUAUGCAACGGAGGGGGUGGUGCUACUCGAACACCCAUAGCUUCAUUUCGGGGUUCGUUUUCGUCGAUGAGUGCUGUUGAGCUGGCAUCUGUUGCAGCGCGAAGUGCUCUGGUUAGGUCAGGAAUUGAACCAAGUGAUAUAGAGGAGACGUUAGUUGGAUCAGCGCUUACUGCUAGCUGUGGGCAGAAUAUUGCUCGACAACUUGCUCUUUCCAUCGGGAUUCCUAAAUCCUCCCAAGCGGUUACAAUCAACAAGGUAUGCUCUUCGUCUAUGAAAGCGUUAGCUUUUGCUGCUCUGUCAAUUAAAAGUGGAUAUCGUAAAAAAGUGUUAGUCGCAGGAUGCGAAAAUAUGAGCCAGGUUCCUUUCUAUUUGUCACGUGGUGAAAUUCCUUACGGAGGAACAAACAUUGUUGAUGGUGUGGUAAGAGAUGGUUUGGAGGAUGCAAUGCUUAAAUCUCAUAUGGGCCUUUGCGCGGAGAAGUCUGUGAAGGAUUAUGGAAUUAGUCGAGAAGCACAAGACGGAUACGCUAUUCAGAGCUACAAACGGGCAGCUGCAGCCUGGAUGUUAAGUUUUUCCAGCAGUUUUUUCUCGUCUGACGGUGCUUUUGCUGAGGAAGUUGUUCCUGUAACGGUGGGAACGAAGAGAGGCGCAAUAGUUUUAGUUUCAGAAGACGAGGAAUACAAGAAACUAGUUGAAGCAAAAGUUCCAACUCUUAGUGCUGUGUUUGUGAAGGAUGGUUCAGGAACCAUCACAGCCGCAAACGCUUCCUCACUUAAUGACGGUGCCGCUGCGGCGGUAGUUGUUCGUGGUGAUCAAGUCCCUAAAGGGGUCACUCCUCUCGCUGAACUAGUAAGUUUUGCAGAAGAUGGUGGGGAACCGAUUGAUUUUACAAUAGCUCCUGUGUGGGCAACUAGAAAGCUUCUAAGGCAAGAAAAUCUUAGCGUUGCCGAUAUAGCCUUGUGGGAGGUAAAUGAGGCAUUCUCUGCCACAGUUCUAACGUUUAUCGAAGAGCUCAAGCUUGAUCCGGCAAUUGUGAAUGUGAAAGGAGGAGCCGUAGCCCUUGGUCAUCCGUUAGGAAUGUCUGGACUUCGUAUUGUAUUGUCGCUCGCAUAUUCACUCUUACCUGGAGAGUUGGGGAUAGCCGCUAUCUGUAAUGGCGGAGGAGAAGCAAUGGCAAUGUUGAUUCGAAAACCGCAAACAAAAGUAGAAGGGUAA
Messenger RNA from Angiostrongylus costaricensis, 2283 nucleotides. NCBI's taxonomy places the organism in Eukaryota, Metazoa, Nematoda, Chromadorea, Rhabditida, Metastrongylidae. The record is from the annotation of a GenBank genome assembly.